Molecule: messenger RNA, 1902 nt
Organism: Anarrhichthys ocellatus (wolf-eel)
Lineage: Eukaryota; Metazoa; Chordata; Actinopteri; Perciformes; Anarhichadidae
Product: ADP-ribosylation factor-like protein 6
Exons: 7
Coding region: 309-908 (199 amino acids)
Molecular function (GO): GTPase activity; GTP binding
Source: RefSeq, a predicted model, not a curated record
CAUCAAAUGCAUCUUAUCAAAUGCAUAAGAUAGAAAGCCGCAACCUCCAUGACCAGGUCACCGGGUGGUUCAAAGAGCUUAAUUCUCCUUAACAGGAUUACCUGUCCCAAGCUGGGAUGCCCAGGCAGCAUCUCAGCUUGGGACACUAUUCACAACAAGUACUGGGAACACGCAGUCCACGGCUGUGUUUAUCAUCAUUGUUUACUUCCAUGACAACUUUCAAAUUCAGUAUAUUUAAUUUACAGUAGUCAGACUAUCUACGGGGUGAUGCGUUAAACAUUUAAAUGGUAUAACAUCGAUCAAGUCUAAUGGGGCUGCUGGAUAAACUGUCGGGCUGGCUCGGCCUGAGGAAGAAAGAGGUCAACGUUUUGUGUUUGGGACUGGACAACAGCGGCAAAACCACCAUCAUCAACCAGCUCAAACCGUCGAAUCAUUCGAAUCAUUUAGGCCCAUUGUCACCCGACUGGAAACAUGUUAGUCAGACACAGGCACAAGAAAUAGUCCCAACAAUUGGCUUCAACAUUGAAAAGUUCAAGAGUUCAAGCCUGUCUUUUACAGUCUUUGAUAUGUCUGGGCAGAGCAGAUACAGAAACCUAUGGGAGCAUUACUACAAAGAAAGUCAUGCCAUCAUAUUUGUCAUUGACAGCAGUGACAAACUGAGAAUGGUUGUUGCCAAAGAGGAACUAGAUACUCUUCUCAACCACGAAGAUAUCCACAGCAAAAAGCUGCCUGUAUUGUUCUUUGCUAACAAGAUGGAUCUGCGGGAUGCCGUGUCUUCUGUCAAGGUCUCCCAGAUGUUGUCUUUAGAGAACAUCAAAGACAAACCCUGGAACAUCUGUGCCAGCAAUGCUAUUAAAGGAGAGGGCCUACAGGAAGGGCUGGACUGGCUACAAGGUAAAGUUCAGUAACUUAAAUUAAAUUGUCAUACUUGGCCAGAAGAAAUUAAAGGCGGUGUUAAAUUGUGCUAAGAUGUUAAUGUCAUCGUGUCAAGUGCUGUCUGUAUUAAGACAUGUCUUUUUUUUCAUACCCGUAGAACAAAUUGCACAGUAAGUAUCAUCAUGUAAAGUCAUUGUGGUGGUAGAUUGUAUCUCAGCAUCUCUCUGGAUGGGAUUUAAGUCACGGUAGGCCAAGUGAGCAUUACCCAAACAACAGGUUUUUGAUUGACUGUAAAUAACACUAAAGAGAAAAAUCAUGUACUAUUGAAAUUACUCAACGACAGAAAUAAAUCCCAUCCAACUGUAUGGUCUGUGAAACGUUUAGUUUUGAUCCCCCUUGUCCAAUUUGAACGUAUGUGCUGUGUACAUUUCCUGAUCUGAGCCAUCGAACACUCUCCAAAACCGUCGUAUUUUAGCAAAAAAAAUGCUACAAAUAAGCUUUGAAGUCUUGAAAAGUAAAUCUUCGUAUUAAUUCCAUGGUUUUCAGUUUGCACCCAAAUCCUCCAAAUCCGUCACAUACAAAGAAAGCACAACCAGAUUUAAUUUCUAAAAAAUAUCUAUUUUUGUUUGUUUCUCCUGCCAGAUCAUAUCAAAACAAUGAGCUUGUGAAUGAUUGAAAUGCCUGUGACCGUUGACGCGAUGUGGAUGUGGAAACCGGAUCUAAUUUACCACUUGGAGUUCUCAUCACACUUGAUGUUGUAGGCCUUAAACAACAACGUCAAAUAGUCUGGUACCACCUGUGCACGCUACAACUUUGACACCAUGUUUUUAUGAAACAACAGAAUAUAAUAUUGUAAUUGGUAUAUGACUACUCUCUAAUGUGAAUAUUUAAAGCGCCCACAGAUAGUAAGUUACCUAUGUUAUUCAUAAAUAUCCUUGAUGUUGUUUCUGUAUAAAGCAACAUUCAAACAUUUUAUAUUUCAUUCCAUGAUCAACUGAGCUGUUUUUGUGCUGAAUAUUGUACCAC